Messenger RNA from Phytophthora sojae, 876 nucleotides. RefSeq lists its product as hypothetical. The transcript has a single exon. Gene Ontology annotation, cellular component: cytosol. Gene Ontology annotation, biological process: spermidine biosynthetic process. Gene Ontology annotation, molecular function: spermidine synthase activity. The record is from RefSeq and is a predicted model, not a curated record. Lineage: Eukaryota; Oomycota; Peronosporomycetes; Peronosporales; Peronosporaceae. Bases 1 to 876 code for a protein of 291 amino acids.
AUGUCGACCGAGAAGCAGUGGUUCAGCGAGACGGAGGCCAUGUGGCCCGGCCAGAAGUUCUCGCUCGAGAUGGAGGAGGUGCUGUUCCAGGGCAAGUCGGACUUCCAGGACGUGCUCGUGUUCAAGUCGGCCACGUACGGCAACGUGCUGGUGCUGGACGGCGUGAUCCAGCUCACGGAGCGCGACGAGUUCGCGUACCAGGAGAUGAUCACGCACCUGCCCAUGUUCGCGCACAAGCAGCCCAAGCGCGUGCUCAUCGUGGGCGGCGGCGACGGCGGCGUGCUGCGCGAGGUGACCAAGCACGCCUGCGUCGAGCAGGUGGUCAUGUGCGAGAUCGACUCGAUGGUGUGCGACGUGUCCAAGAAGUUCUUCAAGGACACGGUGGCCACGGCCUUCGACGACCCGCGCGUGACGCUGCUGCACGCCGACGCCGCCGUCUACCUGCGCGGUAACACGGCCGACAAGUUCGACGUGGUCAUCGUGGACUCGUCCGACCCGGUCGGACCCGCCGAGGUGCUGUACCGCGCCGAGUUCUACGAGAGCAUGAAGAACUCGCUGUCGCCCGACGGCGUCAUCUGCACGCAGGGCGAGUGCCUCUGGCUGCACCUGGACCUGAUCGUGGACGUCAUGCAGCGCUGCCAGGGCCUCUUCCCCACGGUCAACUACUCGUACACGACCAUCCCGACGUACCCGUCGGGCCAGAUCGGCUUCAUCAUGUGCUCGCUCGACCAGAGCGAGGGCGUGCUGGCCAAGCCCAAGCGCACGCCCGACGCCAAGAUGCAGGAGUCGCUGCGCUACUACAGCGCGCAGAUCCACGAGGCCGCCUUCGUGCUGCCCGCCUUCGCCGAGCGCAAGAUCGCGGCCGUGCGCAAGUGA